CACAACGAUAUCGACCAACGCGUUCACAAUUUCCUCCGCGAAGACGCGAAGACCUCCAGAAGAUUUCACCAGUGGCCAACCUAUCUGCUGCAACCUGGACCAGCCGGGUUGGUGAUAAGCAAACGAAAAGCUUUCAUAAAACUUCCUCGCCUCAAAGUCAAAACGCUCCAGUGCUGACUUCUUUGUUUGCAAAAAGACGUCUUCGUUUGCUUGCCUCAUUCUUGUCAAAGAAAAAUUGAUCGACUCUGGACUCUGACUCCACUUUGAUUGGUAUUUCCUCGUCUGCAUUUCCUUUCUCUGUUUGCUUGACUUUUUCUGAUUUCUUUUUGGAACAGAUCGACCAUGGCACCCUCCUUCACCGAGUCCAACGGCAAAGAUACGGCUGAGUUCGACGAAGAGGGCAGCGUGAGUGGUGAAUACGCUUCCUCCAUCUUCAGCAGUAAUACCAAGGUUGCAUCGAGCCGUGGCGGCGAUGACGACACUCAGUCCUUUCGGAUUGCCGAGAAGGAAUCUCGCCAAGUCUUUUGGCAGCGUCUGUUUGUGACCGUCAUGUUGAUCUCGGCGACGGUCGCUGUCUCCUUGGCGGUCUACUUUGUCACGUCCAAUGCCGAAGAGCAGGAGUUUGAAGCUCACUUUCAAGGAGGCGCCUACAAGAUUGCCUCGUCCUUUGAAGCCAUUAUGAUUGAAAAGAUGGGGGCUGUGGGAUCUCUCUGUUUGGCAUUGACUGCCAGUGGCAAAAAGACCAGUCAUGACCCCAGCACCAACACCAACGAUCCGAACAAGAAGAAACACACCUGGCCCUUUGUCACCAUGGAUUCCUUCCAUGAACGAGCUGCAUCUGCCAGGAUCCUGAGCAAUGUCCUUCACAUGUCGGUCUUGCCACUGGUCACGGAAGACAAUCGCGUGCCAUGGGAAGAUUACUCUGUCAAGAACGGAGAGUGGUACGCCGAAGGAUUCGCCUAUCAGCAAGCCAUCAUUGAGAACGGAUUCUCUCUCCAAGGAGCCGUGACUCACAACAGCGGAGAUGGUGCAGAUGGAAGAGCACUUCAAGAAUCCAAUGGGACAGAGACCACCACCACCGCGAAUGCAACGGCAGAGGAGGAAGAAGAAGAGUUCAAUCUCUUCAUCCCUUUCAUAUACGAGUUCACCGAGUAUUGGGACAUUGCCCCUCCAUCCAAUGAGUCCGCUCCCUUUGCUCCCGUCUGGCAAUCUGCCCCCACUACCGUCCGCGAUGGUAUCAACUUGAACGUUAGGUCCUUUACAGAAGGAAAGAUUGGAGUGGAUACCGCACACUCUACCGGAGAACUCGCGCUACGUGGUUUCAUGACAUCCGAACCUGGAAACUCCACCAGCGAAGAUGGUCUCACUGCCUGGUACGCAGAGCUUCUCAGUACCCACGCGGGAAAACCUGUCUACUACAAUGGAGACCCCCUCAGCGAGGCUGCUUAUCCCAUUUUCGCGGACUUUGAUGAUGAAAAUGACAAUGGGGAACGGGAGGUGGUGGCCGUCAUGAAUGCUCAGUUCUCGUGGCAAACCUACUUUGAAGGACUACUCCCGGACACCAACCGUGGCUUUCUCGUGGUCUUGACCAAUGAAUGUGAUGGUUCCUUCACCUAUGUCAUCAACGGCGCCGAGGUGGAUAAACUGGGGUUUGGUGACCUCCACGACCCCAAGUUCGAUCACAUGAACGUGUCCACUUAUCUGCAAGAUGGGUUGACCAUUCACGAUGGAUCUGCCACCGGUGUCAAGCUCAACCAACGAGGAUGCCCCUACUCGCUUCAUGUGUACCCCUCGCAAGAGAUCAUGAAUGAGUACAUCACGUCCAUGCCCAUUAUCAUUACGGUUUGCAUCGUCUUCAUCUUCCUUUUGACGGCAACCAGCUUUGUCGUGUACGAUCGGCUCGUCGAAAAGCGGCAAAAGGUUGUCGUCACCACAGCAAAACAGUCUACCGACAUUAUUGGAAGUCUCUUUCCGGAAAAUGUUCGUGACCGGCUCCUCCAAGAUCCCAACCGAGGUGACUUGCUCUCGCCCAAUCAGCGUGUCAAGUCUUACUUGAACAGCUCGGGCGGCGGUGGCGGCGAUUCUUUCUUCAACGAUUCUAUGAAGCCCAUUGCUGACCUUUUCCCAAACACCACCGUCAUGUUCGCCGAUAUCUCAGGCUUCACAGCCUGGUCCUCAACCCGAGAUCCUUCCCAAGUUUUCAUGCUCCUGCAGCGCAUCUAUGGAGAAUUCGAUGAGGUUGCAAGGAGGAGGAAUGUGUUCAAGGUGGAAACGAUCGGGGAUUGUUAUGUUGCCUGCGCCGGUCUUCCCAACAAGCAACCAAACCAUGCAGCAAUCAUGAGCCGGUUUGCCUGGGAAUGCAAGUCGAAGCUGGCUGUCAUCCUGAAACACCUUGAAGUGUCCUUGGGACCCGAUACUGGAGACCUUUCCAUGCGAUUUGGGCUUCAUUCGGGGGCUGUCACUGCUGGGGUGUUGAGGGGUGAUAAGGCGAGGUUCCAACUCUUUGGAGACACGGUCAACACGGCUGCAAGGAUGGAGCAAACGGGUGUGCCAGAGAAGAUCCAAGUCUCACACGCCACUGCUAAUCUGCUCACUGCAGCCGGCAAGGGUCACUGGCUUGAAAGUCGGGACGACUCCAUCGUUGCCAAGGGCAAGGGAGUGCUCAACACUUUCUUCGUGGACCCAACUCGCCAAGAGGACGGUACCACAUCUGCAAAGGUUUCUUCUCGUGUGGCAAAGUCUGCCUCUGAGAUGAAGGCGAAGAAGCAGAAGCGCCUCGUCCAAUGGAUGACAGAAGUGUUGUUGGAACGUCUCCGCCAGAUAGUCGCCCGCCGAGACAAGGUGCAAGGUGGAAGCUUUAAAGAGGAGGCUCAAGCCAAUAAGUCCGCGCCAACAACAGCAGCUGCCUCGGUGGGCAGUGGAAUCCCAAUGGACGAGGUUGUCGAGGCUAUCAAGUUGCCAGACUUCGAUGACAACGCGGUGACUGAAGAAGACCUGUCAUUCGUACAUAUCCCUGAAGUUGUCGUCGACCAGCUGAGAGCGCACGUAACAGCAAUCGCAGAAAGCUACCAGGACAACCCGUUUCACAACUUCGAACAUGCUUGUCACGUCACCAUGUCUACCACAAAGUUCCUUGGAAGAAUCGCUUCCAUGGAAAUCGAUCUUCCCACACUCCAGGGCAAGGAUGCUCGUGCAGCGGUUGCUUCUCACAUCCACGAUUACACCCAUGGAAUUUUGUCCGACCCAUUGACGCUCUUUGGAAUCGUCUACAGUUCCCUCAUCCAUGACUGCGACCACGCUGGGGUCGGCAAUGCCCAAACCAUCAAAGAAAAUCCAAAAAUGGGUGAAAAGUAUCAAGGAAAGAGUGUUGCGGAACAGAACUCGCUUGACAUUGCCUGGAAUCUGCUCAUGUCGGAACGUUUCGCAGAACUGCGAGCCCUUUUGUUUGCCAAUGACAAGGCAGAGAUGGCACGGUUCCGUCAAGUCGUGGUGAAUAUUGUAUUGGCCACCGACAUCUUUGAUAAAGAACUGAAUGGAUUGAGAAAGGGACGCUGGAACAAGGCUUUUGAAGAGAGCGCAGAGGGCUCAAACAGCCAUUUGAGAGCAACAAUCGUUCUGGAGCAUAUCAUACAGGCAAGCGAUGUCUCGCAUACAAUGCAACACUGGCAUAUCUACCGAAAGUGGAACCGCCGCCUCUUCUUGGAGAUGUAUUCCGCUUACAAGCAAGGGCGAAUGGGGGCUGACCCGUCGUCAUUCUGGUACAAAGGAGAACUGGGCUUCUUCGACAACUACAUCAUCCCUCUCGCCAAGAAACUUGAAACUUGUGGCAUCUUUGGAGUCAGUAGCGACGAAUGCUUGACCUACGCACAGCAGAACAGGCAAGAGUGGGAAGCAAGGGGGGAGGAGAUUGUCCAAGAACUGGUUGAAGAGGCGCAAGGUGGCCAUGUAGAUGUUGUGGACGAAACCAACCCCAAGAGUGUGGAUGUUUAGAAGAAUUUUUUCACACUCGCUCCACCACGCAUCCUCUCCCUCCUUCCGUCUCCGCUGAGUUCUCCAUCCCUCCCUCUCCCUCCUUCCCUCGAGUUCGUAGCUUCCAGGUUCUCUGACAUUGAACUACGGUAUCCAAACCCUUCCCCGCACACUUGUGGAACCACCUUUGGGACCCCCUCCCCUGAAUAUACACUUUCGUUGGUAAUACAUAUAUAUUCAUCACAUCUACCGCUCUAACUAGCCAGCUAGAUUGAAAACACAAAACUAGACAAUUGUUAGGCCAGUUCCA
Molecule: messenger RNA, 4279 nt
Organism: Seminavis robusta
Lineage: Eukaryota; Bacillariophyta; Bacillariophyceae; Naviculales; Naviculaceae
Source: the annotation of a GenBank genome assembly